CCAGCGAUCUUCCAACCUCAUAAAUAUGGCGGCGGUCGGGUGGCGUGUGUUUGGGCUCGGACGAUCCCUGAGCACUGAGGUAACCCGGGGCCUUCUGAAUCCCCGAACUAAAGCUGGGAUUCAACUCAACUCUUUCAGAAACGUGGUGAUGACAAAAUCGGGAGCCAUUUUACCCAGACCUGUCAAGACUUCCUUUGGUCUCAUGAAAGUCUUUGUUGUUGUCGUCCCAUUUCUCUACAUGGGCACUCAGAUCAGCAAGAGCUUCGCCUCAUUACUGGAGGAACAUGACAUCUUUGUCCCAGUCGAUGACGAUGAUGAUGAUUAACUGAUGGGUUUCUGCUGUGUUUGUGAGCUGCUGUCAUUGGAUUGAAAACCAUAGGAACUACUAACUGUACAUAUUCUAGUAUCUGAAGCCCCCUCCUGCUCUCUCUGGCUAUGAAAAGACAUGAACACUGAAGGGGAAAUGUGAUCGAUCAAUGACCAUGUUAUGCAUGUGUUGUACAUAGUGUGUUGGAGGGAAAAAAGACAGUGUCCAUUCUGAUGGUUUAUAUGGGCUGCAUCCAAUUGAGAACAUUUUUUCAACUUGGUUCCCUUUAGGACCAGAACGGUGAUUCUUUUUUCUGCCUGUUCUGGAAAAACCUUUCCUCUCUGUUUUCCCAGAGAGACAUUGAUUCAAACGAGGGGCCUCGAAUACUUAUGGUUGUCUGAUAAUUUUUCCAAACUCUGAUUCUCUCUCUACCCCUCCUCACACUUCCCACUUGAGAGAGAAUAAAUCAUCAGGCUGGAACGUGACCUGUGUAAAUGGCUUAUCACACAGAGCCCUACUUUACCAUUGCCUCAAGGAGGUGGUAGAGUUGCAGUGGGAUAUUGGUGUUUGUGCUUUUCUCAGCCAAUAUAGUCCCUGGCUUUUAAAGCAGGCGUGUUGGUGGGCGUGUUGGUGCAGGAGCAAUUUACCCGCGAUGCAUUUCCAAUGGUGGUGUGUGUGGAAUGGAUACUGUCUUGACUCCAGUGAUUGUUCACGUUUGUAUCUUAAUAUGAGCUUGCUUUCAGUUUCUUUUAAGGCUCCAUGUUUUGUUUAAUUGGUGCAGGGUUAAAUGCUUUUGUUAAGUGAUCUCUUUGGUCAAAAGAUACGCUUAGCAUGUUGUCUGAAUGGGGCUGUGUUGUCCGAGGAGCUAGAAUCAUUUAUGGCAGUGUCUUGUCAUGCACAGCAAUAAAUCCAGCCAAAACCAA
Molecule: messenger RNA, 1230 nt
Organism: Carcharodon carcharias (great white shark)
Lineage: Eukaryota; Metazoa; Chordata; Chondrichthyes; Lamniformes; Lamnidae
Gene: smdt1b
Product: single-pass membrane protein with aspartate-rich tail 1b
Exons: 3
Coding region: 26-325 (99 amino acids)
Biological process (GO): mitochondrial calcium ion homeostasis; calcium import into the mitochondrion
Cellular component (GO): mitochondrial inner membrane; uniplex complex
Source: RefSeq, a predicted model, not a curated record